GCGACGCUUUGCAGCGGCAUCUGCAGCGGACAGUCCUGCCCUCUCAGCGUCGAUAAUAGCUCAUCUGCCUCCAGCUCUUAUUUCUUCUUUUUCUUUGUAAAAGUAGAUUUUACUGUGCCCUUGCUGUACUUGUGUACAAACAGUUUCACGAUAUCAGCACUAAGGACACCGCACUAAUUGUUUGUUGUUACUUCAGUUGUUUUGCACUUUGAUAAAAUGCACAGCACGCAGAAGGACACAACCUACACGAAGAUAUUCGUUGGGGGUCUUCCUUACCAUUCCACCGACACCAGCCUCAGAAGAUAUUUCGAAGUGUUCGGAGAAAUCGAGGAAGCUGUUGUGAUAACCGACAGGCAGAGCGGCAAGUCCCGAGGUUACGGCUUCGUAACGAUGGCUGACGAGAGCGCAGCAGACAGAGCCUGCAAAGACCCCAACCCCAUCAUCGAUGGCAGGAAGGCAAACGUCAACCUGGCGUACCUGGGGGCCAAGCCCAGACUGCUACAGACAGGGUUCAGCUAUGGGGUCCCCCAGAUCCAUCCAGCAUUUUUCCAAAGGCCUUAUGGGAUGCCGGGGCAGUGCAUGUUUCCGCAGGCGUUUGUGCAGCCCAGCCUGCCGCCCCCCCACCUGCAGCCUGCAGUCUGGCAGCACCUGCACUACGCCCAGUACUCCUCCUACGAUCAGUAUCCCUACGCCGCCUCGCCCGCCACCACCGGCUACGGCUACGCUGUCCCGCCCUCCCUGACCGCCGCGGCCUCCGCCCCUCUGACCCUCACACAGAUCCAGCCUCAGCAGCUGACCGACCGCAUGCAGUAACCACGGCAACCAGGGCCCUGCCAGACACCGAGGUGCAGGACACACCUGCAGCUGCCCUCCGUCCACUCAGGAGACAGCGCGGGGGCGGGGCCAGGUAGUACAGGCGGAGUCAGGCCUGAGGAGCCAGUUGGUGGGUGAGGAGCUAAGAAGAGGUGGAAACUCCUUGGCUUUCCGCAGUGCAGCAAUUAAACCAUAAGCGAUUUCAUGGGGGAAAAUGCUGAACUAAUUCAGAGAGCAGAUUUACUUUAUUGUCAGUGUUCUACUGGCUAUCAGGGAAAUUCAGCACUAACUUACAUCAGCACAAAGUGAGGACCAGGAGAUGGAAAUAAGAAUCAGUUCUGUGAUUGUUUUAUAAAUAUUUUCCUGUUUUUAUGUCUGUAAUACUGACUUACCUUUCUGAACUAUGCAAAGCAAAGAAAACAGCUAUUUUACUAACUCAGACGUGUUCCCAGCAAAGUGCACACACACACACACACAUACACACUCACGCACACACACACGUCCGCGCACACACAUAUA
Molecule: messenger RNA, 1332 nt
Organism: Megalops cyprinoides (Indo-Pacific tarpon)
Lineage: Eukaryota; Metazoa; Chordata; Actinopteri; Elopiformes; Megalopidae
Gene: rbm24a
Product: RNA binding motif protein 24a
Exons: 4
Coding region: 217-813 (198 amino acids)
Cellular component (GO): cytosol
Molecular function (GO): mRNA 3'-UTR binding
Source: RefSeq, a predicted model, not a curated record